CCAAAUAUUUUCAAUCACCCGAACGAAAAUCAUUGCUUUUCGCAGCUCUGCAAUAUUGCCUGCCCUCAUAAUUCUUCACUCAAUUGUUGUUGUAUUUGAAGCUUAAAAGCUUGGUCUCUUGCCUUAUCUUUUCACACGCUCUCUCUCUCUCUCUCUCUCUCUCUCUCUCUUUCUCUCUCUCUCUUUUCAGAGAGGGAAAAAAAAAAGAAAGAAAACAACUGGGUUGAAAGCUUCCCCGUCUGAAGGGAAUUCAUAACUACAAAACAUUAUUGCAACAAAGAGAAAUUCAAAAAAGAAAAGAAAAUAGACCCACACCACACCCACCAAAGUCACUGAAAUUGAAGGUGGUCACCUACAGAUCAUGUCAAAAUAAAAAUAAAAAAGUGUUGGGAAUCGCUAACACAUGAUCAUGGACGGCGAAAAUGGGAUCUCAACGUCAAAAUUCCCUCUCCAACUUCUAGAAAAGAAGCAACCACCUUGUCCAAACAAAGGAAACUCAGAGACAAGCUCCGAACCACCCAAGAAAACGCCACCAAAGCGAACAUCAACCAAGGACCGCCACACCAAGGUGGAAGGCCGAGGACGUCGCAUCCGCAUGCCUGCUACCUGCGCCGCUAGGGUUUUCCAGUUAACAAGGGAGCUCGGUCACAAAUCUGAUGGUGAAACCAUCGAGUGGCUGCUUCAACAAGCAGAACCCGCUGUUAUAGCCGCCACUGGAACAGGUACCAUCCCUGCAAAUUUUACGUCCCUUAAUAUCUCUCUCAGAAGUUCAGGCUCCACUCUCUCUGCUUCCCACUUGAGGAACACUUACUUCAAUCCAAAUUUUACAUCACAACAAUUGAGGAAUAUGGCUGACGACUCUUCUUCUCACCAACAAAGGCGGAUUUUAUUUCCGGAGGAUUCAUUAAACUUUCCGAAUGUGAACACUUUCUUGCAAACUAAACAAGAGAUGCGGGACAGUACUAGUGUGGAUUUUUCGGCGGCGGAGGAUACUAACAAGGGGAAGAAGAGAAGACCUGAGCAUCAUGAAUUAUCACAAAAUCAAGUCGGGAACUACUUGAUACAAUCGACUAUGGGUUCGGUUCCGGCAACGUUUUGGACGAUCACAAAUCCCAGCAACCAAGGCAUCAGCGGGAGUGGCGCUGCUGAUCCUAUGUGGACCUUUCCUUCAGCUAAUAAUACUAAUAUGUAUACAAGUACCACGUCUAGUGGGGUGCAUUUUAUGAAUUUCGCUUCUCCGAUGAGUCUCCUGCCCGGACAACAAUUGGGUACGGGCAUUGGUGCUGGUGGUUCAUUUAGCGACAGUCAUCUAGGCAUGCUCCAAGCACUAAACGCAUAUAGGCCGACUCACAGCACCAAUGUUUCGGAGUCUCCGGCCACCGGAUCACAUCAAGUAUUACACCAUGGUGAAGAACAUAGGCAUGAUUCAAGUAGCUAGUAGCUAGUAGCUAGUCUGUCCAUUUGCCCUUUACAGCAAAUUAUAAGCUUAUGGGCUAUGGCUUGAUCAUGCUUUAUUUUCUUUUCCCUUAUUUUCACUAGUACGUAUAGAAAUAUAUAAUUGAGUGUGAUAUUCGAUUUUGGUGUGAGCGAGUAAUGAGAAAUCAGUCGACUAGGGUUUGUUAAGAAGAAUUAAUAUUUAUAUUAAUUCAGGUAUCUUUUUGGGGCGUGAUUAAACAGUUCGAUAUCAAAUGUUAAGUUGUUAA
Gossypium raimondii (Peruvian cotton) is the source of this 1703-nucleotide messenger RNA. RefSeq names its product transcription factor TCP15. The record is from RefSeq and is a predicted model, not a curated record. The coding region runs from base 404 to 1438 and encodes 344 amino acids. The transcript has a single exon. Gene Ontology annotation, molecular function: DNA-binding transcription factor activity; sequence-specific DNA binding. NCBI's taxonomy places the organism in Eukaryota, Viridiplantae, Streptophyta, Magnoliopsida, Malvales, Malvaceae. Gene Ontology annotation, cellular component: nucleus.